AUGGGGAGUUUACGGAUUUUGUUGUUUGCACUGUCACUGCACGGCCUGCUGACGCACGGCGCCAAGCUGGGCGGUGGAUCGUGCAAAAAUUGUAAAAAUAAGAAUGCACCCACCAACAGUCAGCGGUUAAUAGCGAGCCCGAUCAAUCUGCUCAACCCCGACCGGUACGAGUUCUUCACGCUGGACGAUAAAGGUAAGGUGGUAAAGCGCAUCAUGACGUUCAAGGAGAUACAGAGCAUCGUGGCCGGAAGUGAUAUUACGGAGCUGAAGCUCUUUGCCAAUAAGCACAACAACGAUCGGAUCGUGUCGAGUGUCGUGUCGAACGUGCGGAACGUGCUUAACAAUGAGCUGAACCUGCUGAAUGGGCACGACCCAAUCGAACAGGCGGUGCUGCCAAUAUCCGACGUAAUCAAUGUACCGCCCGAACCUUCCGCUACCGCAACGAUGUACGACGUGCUGAACAAGCUGGGCGAAAGUUUGGUAACAGCGACCGCGAAAAGGACAACGACUACGCAGGCAACAGAGAUUACGGAGCAAACAACGGCAUCAACGACCACUACGGUACCAGUAGCAACCAGUACGCUGGUGCCAAACGCAUCGACGGAACGUUUGACUACACGUUUGAAGCUCAAGACGACGGCGAAACCGACAACGGUGACGGAAGCAGCACUGCUUAAGGAACGAACAACCGCAUCAACAACCACAACGACGAGCACGACUGUUAAGCCGACGCAGGUAAGCGCAACGGAACGGACGACUGUGCGAUCUACUAUGCAACCGGUGGAAACAACACCGAAGCUACGAUCUUCAACCGUCCGACCUACGGAGAGCUCAACGACCGAGCAACCAACUGUGGCUAAAACGACCCAACAGCCGUCGACUACCUUCGCCGAAAUGACGCGCAAACCUACGAUAAGCUCAACCGGCCGGCCAACCGAAUCGAUCAAGCAUUCGACCGAAGGCCGGCAUUCGACAACAACUACCGAAGCACCGAUGCUACUGAAAUGGGCUGAAACAUCACUGGCCGCUGCGGUACGUCUUACGACGCAAGCACCAACGCUGAAACCGUCACAUCCGUCGACAACUUCACCUCCACCAACGGAGCCUCCGAUGGCUAAAGAAGCUACCGCAAUGGUACGUUCAACGGAAGCACCUACCAGCAGAACGUCGGAAGUGGAAUUACCGAUCGUCAAGACAACGGUUGCUUCUUUCGCGAAACAGACGGCUGCACCACCGCUGGAACUUCCGCUGGUGCCGGUAUCUACAGUGAAACCUUCCACCGAACAAUCCGUGGAACAUUCUUCCCAACGAUCGGAGGAGGUGUCGGAGGGUGAUAAUUACGUCGAGUAUUCUACCGAACAAUCGUCCGAAAAGUGGAGCGACGAUCACAGUGGUUCGGGUGAGUCUUUCACAGCAUCUGAAGAAACAUCCACUGGAGGAGCGACGCUGACCGCACUGGACGAAGCUGGACCGACCGUGAAAACUGUGGAGCCGGUGACGAUGGAUGUACCGGAAGUUAGUAACACACUCUCGCCGGCUAUUGGUGGCAAAAUUGGGGCAACGCAGCAAUUGUCUACCGAACAAGUGGAGAACGAUCAGACAGAGGAGUUAGAUGCCUUCAAGGAUUCGGAGGCGAGCGCCGAUGAAAGUGGUUCCACUGAGCAACUGUUCCAAACUACCGGCGGUUUAAGUACUUGGUUUAUGGAUCCUGUAACGCAGCUUAUUACCACACCACAGCGUACGCAAGACAGUGGAGUGGAUGAUCACCUGGAAACAACGUUCGCGACGGGAGGUAAAUUAGAUGCUGAGAUUGCAACCACAACUUCGUUCGAAGUCGACAGCUCAACGGCACAGGAUUCGACCGGUUACAGUGACGAACAAUCGGAAGAAUUGGAACUCACAACGUUAAACCGUUACAGCGAGGAAUCGACGACGACAGCCAACGCGGAGUCCUAUUUGUUGCAGACCGAAGCGGAGCAAACCAUGGCGCAAGACACAUCCACUAUUCCUACCGAUGCACAGCACGCUAUACACAAGAUCAUCGAGUCCCUCCAGUCGAUCAAUGACAACUCGGGAAGUGAGGAGUCAGAAGAGACCGACUUGCAGGAAACUGGCUACCCGGGAGAUGUUCCCGGCAUGCACUACGAUACGGAUGCGCAGAGUUCGAUCAAUGCCAUUAUCCAAUCACUUGGCCAGGGUACGCUGGGUGGUGGGGGUGGCGAGGCUGCGUUCUUUCCACUAACAACUGACACGAUCACCACACCGGCUGUGGAGCACACGACUUCGGUGGAAACAAUUGCUGCCAAAAUUAACACACCCACUAUGGUGAUUGAGAAAGAAACCAGACCACCAGUUCCGAGUUCAGUUCCAACGACAACGACGACUACCUCUACUACUGCUAGUACUACGACGACGAUGACACUGCCUGUACUGAAGACAUCGAAACCUGCGGUGAUGACGUCCGAGGAAGCGGACACGGCGAGCAAUUUCAACUACAACACUAACAUAAUGGACACGAUUGAAAAAUUCCUCAGCACCUUCGCUAGCCUGCCGAAGGAAAGCUCGUAUGCGGCGAAUUUGACGGAGCUGAACAUACUGAGCGAUUAUCCUGCCGAGAUAAACAUGACCGAUUACGUCGAUCGUACGGCUACGGUAGCAUCGGUACUGAAGUUUCCGCCACGGGGUGCUUCGGAGGUGUUGGAUGUUACGAGCGAGUCGGAAUCACUUGAAGAGAUCACACCGACCGAAUCGGUGUUGAUGCUGGCAGAUCAACAACCGAUUCUAAGCGAAACUGUCGCUUCUUUCAUGAAGCUUGGUGAAAUGCUCACCAUGGAUGCGAAGGUUAGCUCUACGGAGAUCCCGAUACCGGUACAGCUGGAAGUGAAAGCCGCUCUCGACGAGGAGGAAACGGAACUGUUGCGCUUCUUAUCGAUCUGCAGCAACUUGGGCACGAACGUGUACGGUUCCCUGACCGACGCAUCGAACGCACGGUCGAUGAGUGAUCAAAGUUUGGUAUAUUCACCGUUUGCCACGAUCACCACACUGUCCAUGCUGUUCCUCGGCACCCGUGGUGCAACGGCCGAAAACAUCAACGGUGUAAUAGGGCUCGACGAGAUGACCUCGUUCAAUCCGCACCUGUUUUUCAAAUCUGUUGCCGAAGAUCUCACGCCGAAGAAUCGCCGUGCCUCGGUGUUGGCGCACGAGCGUAACGCUGUCCAUCCGGACUCCACGUUCCAGAGGACGCUUCUGAGUGACGAAUCGCGCGGUGGUUUGCAGCGAUUCUUUAAGGCGCGCAUUCAGGAAAUUUACUCCACCGUCGCGGAAACGGUUGACUUUCGCCAGAAGGAUAUGCUGCUGAGGCAUAUGAAUGGGGACUUUCCGCGCGAGUAUGUGGACACGCUGAAACAAAUGCGAUCGCCGCUGGUGUCGAUCAGCAGGAAUCGGUAUCGCCAUGAAUGCAAUGGUGCAGACACGAGCUUUGGGGUGAUGCCGAUCGAUAGCCGACUUACCGAUCGUCCCUCGUCGGUUGUACCAAGUGUAACGUUCCGGUCCGGAUUUUCGACCGGUUAUUCGAAGGUGCUGGACGCUACCAUUCUUGCGUUGCCCGGUUCGACAAGCAAUGUGUCGGUGUAUUUCCUGAAACCCUCCACCGCUGGAGGCAUUACCGAGCUCGAGACCCAUCUCCGGAACCAGAGCAUAGCGAACGUGCUCAAACUGUUCCCCGAUGAGACGGUGCGAACUGCUUACGCCGAGGUGCAACUACCCCACUUCACGCAGACCACCAUCUUCAACAUGACCGAGAGCAUCCGGCAGCUGGGACUGCAGAACCUAUUCGAAGCAAACGUUGCCAACUUUAACGGAUUGCAAGAUUCGUCUACAUCGAACCUGUAUCUGUCGGAAAUCUUACAGACUGAUUCGUUUGCUCUGUGUGCGGGUAGUGAUACGGCCACCCGAAUCUUGCCGCUGCGUAGCUUCUCUACCAAUCUGAUCAAACACGACGGUCAGACCAUUGGCGAACGAUCGGACGAUCCUACAUCCGGCAGGUUGAUGUGGCGCAAUCGUCGCAAGCUUGCGUUCCGCAACCGGUCCGCUUCCGAUGAUCCAAACACGCCAAACAAGCUAGUGUUUGAUUCACCGUUUUUGUACUUGGUAAGACACAACCCGACAGGGAUGGUGCUGUACAUGGGACGCUAUGUAGGUAAUGCUUAA
Messenger RNA from Anopheles marshallii, 4209 nucleotides. Its product is annotated as mucin-5AC. Gene Ontology annotation, molecular function: serine-type endopeptidase inhibitor activity. NCBI's taxonomy places the organism in Eukaryota, Metazoa, Arthropoda, Insecta, Diptera, Culicidae. The coding region runs from base 1 to 4209 and encodes 1402 amino acids. The transcript has 3 exons. The record is from RefSeq and is a predicted model, not a curated record.